AUGAGACUAGAAGACGAGGUGCUCGCUAUCAAUGAUAAGGUAGUUUUGAGGGCGGAGGAGCUCCUCAGCUGGGUGUGCAGCGGCGCGGGCUGGAGGUGGGGGCUGCGGGCCGUGUGGCGAGGAGCCUGCGCGCCGCCAGCGGAGCCCCGGCACUCCGCCCCCUUACAUCACACCAAACUGGACUUCAGUGAUGUGGAGAGAGAGAAGAGUUCCAUUACGGUGGACGUGGAUGAGCCGGGAGUGGUAGUGUUUUCGUAUCCUCGCUACUGCCGGUACAGAGCCCUGGUCGCUCGUCUGGAAGGUAUCCAGGCCGCGUGGCUGAGAGACUCGCUGGUGGCCGCGCUUGGAGGAUAUUCCGCGCCGACCAGAAACACUAGGAUAUUAUACUGUAAGGACACAUUCGAGUACCCUGAACUGGAAGGUCAUGAGUUCGUCUGUAACCACCUAGCUCCUAAACUGAAAGGUCGUCCGCGGGGAAGGCGGAGGAGAGCGGCGAGGUCGCGCGACCGGUCACCCGACCAGUCGCCAGACUCACGCUCCAGUGAUAGUGACGCUGUGGAGACCAGGACUCCUCGCAGGAUAUCCCUCCGGAACGGUCCGGAGAAGAUCAGCGAGGACGAGGAGUCGGAGAAGGACGAGCAGUUCAUGAAACAGCUGAAGGAGUUCCUCAAGGAGAAGCACGAAACGGUGAAGGUCCCGCAUAGCUAUAAGAAUGUGUCUCUCCGGUCGCUGUACUCGUGGGUGUGGUCGUCCGGCGGGUUCUCUGCGGCGUGUCGCGUGGGCGCGUGGCGGGAACGAUACCGGGAGAACGCGCCCGCACUACGACGGAUAUAUGAGAGAUAUCUGCUCCAAUACGAGAACCACGAGCGGUGGAACGGAAGGAAGUAUCCCAAGAUGAACGGCGUCAUAGACACCGCGAAGACUAUAGACACCAUAGACGUGACGGACUCACCCGCGCGAGACACCCCCGGACACACGGAACUACCCGCCAAGACACUCCGCACACCCUCACCGGAAAACCUAGUAUUAGACAACGAAACCGGAGAAAUUACUAAAGAACUUAAUAUCACCAAUAAACCUGCAGAAGAAUUGAACAGAGAGUUCCUAGACUCUCUGCCCAAAGAAGAGAAACCGGCGAAAAUAUACGUGAAACCGGUCGAGAAGUUGAUAGAACCGGGCCUACAGAAUAAAAUGGGCCUCGACAAAGACGGCGUCAGUUUCUAUAAUGAACUAGCGCAGAAAUUGAACUUAGGUAAUUCCGACACUCGUUUCCUCCAACAAUUAUCAACUCCCGACAGUCUCACGAGCCUCUCCUCGUUAGGAGAUAAAUACACCAACGGACACACAAACAACGACCAGAAGCCACGUAGUUCUCUCCGCGCUGUUCGCGUGAAGACUACACGAGCACCCCCCACCGCUCCCACCACCUCCAACCCUCUCUCCGCGGAGAGUUCGUCCCCGCCCUCCGUCACCAACGUGGUCAAUAACUUCGGCAUCCAUCAUCCGCCCACGCCCACCGCCCACGACGAUGAUAUAGUAGAGGUUCCCUACAAGCCUAAAAGUCCGGAGAUCAUCGACCUGGACGAGUACCCGGAGAGUCCGAAAGACGUGCGGAACAAUAAGAUGGACAAACUGGAUAUACUGAAGGAGCGGGGGCUGGAGGUGACGCCGGUGCCCGCCUGGCCCGCCCCCCUCCUGCUGGCGCCCCCUGCGCCGCCGCUAGUCCCCCCCGCGCCUCUGUUCCACAUGUACAGCCUCAUUCCCCCUCUACCCGCGCCGCCCGCGCCCAAGGUCAUCCAGGCGUCCUCAGCCUUCGGUUCCUGCGGCCCGGAGAAGACGGUAUACGGGAACCCCAAGGACCCCUUCAUGCCUCCGCCCCACGUGCUCAUGGGCACCCCAGUGAGGCCGGCCCGGAGCGUGCACACCCCGCCCGUAGCGGACCCGCUGGACCUCACCUGUAAGACACACACAAACACACACAGGCCCUACACCAUGAUAGACGGGAAGGCGGUCGUAGGUUCGAACUUGGAGAUCACGCUCGUCAAUAAGGCCCACACGCCGCCGAGGAGGCCGCAGAAGAGAUCCUCUAAUGGGAAGUUCGUGUCAUCGAAGACUCCGCCACAAGAGGCCCACAAGGCCUCCCCGGGCCGGCCGGACCCAAUAGAACCUUAUAGUCUACUGCUCCGCGCGCCGGGCCUGGACCCGCGCCAGCUGGCCCUCUACCGGGACCUGGUGGCCGGGGGCCUGAGGUACCCGGGCCUGCUCAGCACGCCCACCACCAAGAACUAG
This is a messenger RNA of Danaus chrysippus (African queen), 2289 nucleotides long. Lineage: Eukaryota; Metazoa; Arthropoda; Insecta; Lepidoptera; Nymphalidae. The record is from the annotation of a GenBank genome assembly.